Messenger RNA from Macrosteles quadrilineatus (aster leafhopper), 2694 nucleotides. Its product is annotated as reticulocalbin-2-like. Gene Ontology annotation, molecular function: calcium ion binding. Gene Ontology annotation, cellular component: endoplasmic reticulum. NCBI's taxonomy places the organism in Eukaryota, Metazoa, Arthropoda, Insecta, Hemiptera, Cicadellidae. The coding region runs from base 1 to 528 and encodes 175 amino acids. The transcript is spliced from 4 exons. The record is from RefSeq and is a predicted model, not a curated record.
AUGAACAAUCAGUGUAGCCAAGCCAGCGAGACACUAAUAAAAACAGACAAGAUAAUGUUCAAAGCUGCUGACCAAAACAAUGACGGGGUUUUGGACAAGAGAGAGUUUGUUUGGUUCACCCACCCUGAAGAGCACCCAGAAAUGCUGCCAUUCAUCUUGCAGAACACUCUGGACGACAAAGAUACGGACAAAAACGGUGUCAUUGAUUUCCAAGAAUUCCUCGGGGAAAGAGGUAAAAGUCACAGUAAAGAAUGGUUACUUGCCGAGAAGGAGAAGUUUGAUAACGAUUUCGAUAAAGACAAGGAUGGGAUUCUGAAUGCAUCGGAAAUACUUUCAUGGGUUGUUCCCAGCAACGAGGAAAUCGCCGAAGAAGAAGUAGGCCAUUUGUUUGCUGCAUCAGAUGAUGAUCAUGACGACAUUUUGAGUUUUGACGAAAUAUUGGAUAAACACGAAAUAUUUGUUGGCAGUGAAGCGACAGAUUACGGUGAACAUCUUCACAACAUUCACUACUUCCAAGACGAGCUUUAAAGAUUUAAAAAUCUUUAUCGCAAUUAAUUUAUGUUUAUGUUUAUUAUUAUUUCUACUGGAAAGUUGUCUUUUGUAAACUGCAUGCUGUAAAGUUAAUUGAAUAUUAUGUACGUGUCCGUUGGAAAUAGGUUUUAUUUGUAGCUUUUUAUUUUAACAAAAGUAUUUGUUCCUGUGUUUUUAAUUGUUGAUUACCAGUUUAAAAAUGUGGUUAAAAUUUUACGUGGUAUUAGGUGAAUAGUAGUUGUGAUUGAAAGCAACUGUAAAGUUGUUGGUAAAACCUGAUAUUGAAUUGUGUUCACUUUAUGUAACUACUAUUUCGUCUGUUGAACAUUUACAUUGCUUGUAUUGUCGAACAACAUACACACUUUUACCCAUUGUUACACUAAGUCUUUGCUCUUUGGCAGAACAAUAAAGCACUUACGUGGGUUCCACCCGGCAGUCUCAAAUCAAUUCAAGAUGGCAGAUUGGAUGGAUUUAAAUAUAGUUCGGGAUUAAACAUGUCUAUUCUAAAAGCUUUCAUAAUUUGCAAAACUGGUUGUUUUUCAAUGAUUGUGUCCCUCAUGUGCUCUUAACAUAACAGAGCUUGUAUUGAAUAAAGAAAAAUGAAUUUUAAACUAUUAUUUAUAAGUUAAAAAUCUCUGUGAAGAAGACUAAUUUACGGAUAUUUUAUAAUGAUUUUGUAAAUACUUAAAUACAAAAUUACAAAAUUCAGAACACAGUUUGGAUCUUUGUGAAUAUUUUACUGUUUAUUUCCACUUGGUAAACACUUUAAUACUGCCACAAUUUAUUAAAUUAAUUUAAAAAAUAUUUGCGACUAUUUUUAUUACAGAAUGAGAUCCGUGUCGUAGUUUGUUCCAUCACAUUUCUUUGACCAAGUCAAGGCAACUAUCUGUACCACAGACCCUUUGUCUGUUUAGUUUUCCAAUAAUACAUAUUUUUUACAUUGGCCCUGAUAACCCAGAUUUAAUGGAGUGUGAUGUUUACAAGGGGUUUUACUGUAUUUUAGUUUUAAAUGACAUGGACUAAUAGUUCAGACCUAAUUAGACACUAAAUAUAAGGUUUUGCAUGUUGGAAUGGAAAAUGGAAAUAUUUUUUUCUAAAGGACUAUGAAAAAAAAUAAAUCCAUGACAAACAGAAUACUAUUUUAUGUUUGUAAAUUGCAACUCAAUAAUGAAUGCUGAUUAUGUGUAUAUUUUAAUGAUUUAGUGUAUGUUGAGAUUUUAUAAGUAAAUGCCAAAAAAGUUUUAUAAAAAGUCGCUCGAUGGAUACUUAAAAAAAUAACUAGCUACUGGUAACUAAAGGAACUCGUAUUAACAUUUUUCAGAAAAUAUUUAUUUGUACGCCUGAAUACAUAAAUUACUAUUUUACAAAUGUUUGUUACCAUGUCACUUCUUUGGGGACCAGUAAAAAAACAACUAUAUCAGUAUGAUUUAUUUACAUUUUACUUCUCUUGCUUUUUAUUUUUACCAAAUUUAAAUUUUUCACCUUGACAAUUCACCUUUCGUUAGGAAAUCACUUUUCUUAAUAUAAUUAAUUAAUCAAUUAAAAGUGAUUGCUCUCUAUUAAGGUUUGUUCCCACACGCACAAAUAGGUAAGGUGCUAUUCAGUUUCAAGAUCAUAUUUACUUUAUAGAAAUAUUAUUUUAGUUAUUUUUUCAUAAACACCAUGAAUGUAUCCUUUCCUUAACCAUGCCAAUUAGCAAACCUUUAGGGGUUUGCACAUCUCAAGUAAUUUAAAACCUUUAAAUCAGUUUAUAUUUAAUGUUAUUACAGUAACUGUAUUCACAAUCUUUCAAUAUUUAGUAUGAUCCCUAAACUAAGGUGUCUUUAAAUAUACUGCACACAGGUAAUUAAGGACUUUUGUAAGCAUAUUAUAAUUACCUGGUGUUGACAUGUUCCCAUAACACAUACUACUGUAUUAGUAAAUCAAUUAGUAAUAAUUAUUGUUAGUGUGUAGAUGUAUAAACCACUUGAUAUACCCUAGUCAUUAUUAUUGUAAAUGUGCCAUUAUUUAUGUUCUCCUUCUGCGUAAUUUGUGUUAAUAUAACUUAUGCUAAUGUGUCUUUCCUCUAUGAUGUCAAAAGUCACAAAUAUACAAAUUUUUUGUACCAAACUGUUGGUUCCCUUAUUAUAAAAUUUUCCACUCUUGUCGCCAUGAACCUUAAUU